AUGAUAGGCGCCCUCUUCGGAUUUGUGUUCUAUGUGGUUGGCCUGGUGGUUGGAUUGAUUUAUGGGAGCAUCGGGCUGGUGUUCUACGUGGUGUUUGGCCUUGCCGGCUUCGUGCUCUCGUGGAUGGACAUCUACUUCUGCUGGUAUGCCGCCCUCGUCAUGCUCUACUGGGUCGAAUACAUUGACCCGUGGGAGACGAAGCAGCGAAGGGAUGAGGUGAUCACCUUCUUCCCGACCAUCGCGCGGCUGGUCAAUCGUGGCGAGGCUAUCGCAGUCACCGUCCACGGCUGGCUCUACCACCCCAAGCGCGACACCAACCUGCGCCGCGCUAUCAUUGCGGGGCUCAAGCGGACGAUGCCGGCCGCGGGCAACGCUGCGGAGACGCUCAUGGUCGAGAGCCGUCUGAGCGCGUUCAUCGUCGACAACCGCCGCGGCAAGCGCGUGUCCGUCCAGUUCAUGUCUUCGUCCGACAACCCUGGAGUGCACACGCUGUCGACUCUUUCAUCGCGCAAUGGGCACUUCGAGGAGGAGCUUGUCAUUCCGCGCAAGCAGGCCUCGCUCAUCAGCUACCAGCAGCCUUCCUCGCACUAUCCGAACGCACGCUGGGUCCGCUUCUCGUCGGUGCUCGAGGACGAGCAGCAGACAGUGUUCAAGGGCGAGGCGCUUCUCCUCGAAGACGUCGGCGUUUCGGUGAUCUCCGACAUUGAUGACACCAUUCGCAUCAGCAUGGUGUGCGACAAGCGCAAGCUUGUCUUGUACUCAUUCCUCAAGCAGCUCCGCGCCGUCCCCGGCAUGGCUCAGCUCUAUCGAGGCUGGGAAGCCGAGUUCGGUGCACGAUUCCACUACGUGUCGGGUGGUCCCUGGCAGUACUACCCGAGCAUCAGCGAAUUCUUUGAGCUCUCUAAUUUCCCCAAGGGCACCGUGCACUUGCGCCAUCUGCGCGUCAAGGACUCGUCGCUCUUUGCCUUCCUGAAAUCGCCGCACUUUGCCAAGAAGCGUCUCAUCGAGCCCAUUCUCAAGCAGUUCCCCAAGCGCAAGUUCAUCUUCGUCGGCGACUCUGGUGAGAAGGACCCGGAGAUCUAUGCGGAGCUGGCUGCCCAGUAUCCCGAGCAGGUCAAGGCCAUCUUCAUCCGUCGCGCGCCCGAGCACAAGGCCGUGACCGUUGUGUCGAAGACCACCACCACCAAGGAGAUCGACGACAAGGGCCAAGAAGUCGUCGCGCCGCCGUCCAGCAGCGAAGGCGAGAACGGCAGCGACGACGACGUCGUGAAGCACAGCGAAGAGGCCCGGAUGAUCGCCGCCGGCUGCGCUGCGGACGAUGACGACGGCGGCGAAGAGGAGGACGAGAGCAACGACAACCACAAGACCGCCGCUUCCGGUACUGGCGGCCGGCGCCAGAGCGUCGCCUACUUCCGCGACACGAGCGUGGAGUCGAGCGUCGACACCAACGAGAUGACGCUGACGAAGCAGGAGAUCGGGACGGACAUCGACGGCCGCCGCACGCGCACGGAGACGCGGCUGGUGGUGGAGGUGAGCGAGGAGGACCGCGAGUGCCUGGCGGAGAUGAGCGACGAGCGCAAGGCGCGCGAGUGGAAGCGCUUCGCGCCCAUCUUUGCACCGCUCAAGGGCCGCACGCUGUGCCGCGUGUUCACGUGUCCCUCGGAGAUCGCGGACUUCUCGCUCGACGACAUCAUGCACUGCCGCGCCUACAGCGGCGAGGACGCCGUCGAGUGGGAGCUGGUCGACUCUGCUGACUCCCUCCUCCUCGAGCCUCCUAAGCCCAGCGCCACCGGCGACGAUCAGAAGAAGAACGAAAACGAAGGGAAGAGCGAAAGCGACGCCAAGAGCGAAGGAGCUGAAGUAUCGAUUGAUGAAGCCGCCACUGAUGUCAAGCAAGAGGAGUCAGCUGCGGAAGAAGAGCUCGCGGAGGCCGAGCAGCUCGUUGAAGAAGACGACGAAAGCCGACCGAACGAAGAAGCAGAGCACACCCCCGAGGAGGAAUCGACGGAGGAGGUGCCCGUGGCGCUCGAAGAGGCCGUCGAAGAGGAGGCCUCGACCGAGUCGACCGCAGACGAGAUCGUGGUUGAAGGUGGUGAGGCCUCCAUGGACACCUUCGUCCCCUCCAACGAUUGGAGCUACCAGUUGCUGCAGAAGAUGGGUUGGAAAGCGGGCUCGGGGUUGCGCCGCGACGGCUCAGGCAUGGAGGUGGAGCAGAUCAAGCUCGAGGAGGAGGAGAAGGAGGAGGAACCCACCCAACUCCAAGAGCCCGCCGAGGAGGCCACGGGCGAGCCCCGGCAUGAGGAGCACCACGAAGCCGAAGCUGACGUCGAAGCCCAGCCGAGCGAGGCCGAAGCCGAAGCCGACGAGGUCGAACCCGAACACGACGCCGGUGGCGCUGCCGAGGCCGCUGCUGUAGCUGAGACGGUCAAGCCUCCGGAGGAGACGUCUGUAGAAGCGGAGGACGAAGAAGUGCGACACCAGACCGAGGAAGAAGAGGAGGACGCCGAGUGGGAGAAGAUCGAGGGAAGCGAGAAGCAGGAGACCCAUCAGGAUGAUGAAGAGGGCGAGCCACAAGCCGACCAGUAG
This is a messenger RNA of Acanthamoeba castellanii str. Neff, 2586 nucleotides long. RefSeq lists its product as uncharacterized. Gene Ontology annotation, molecular function: nucleic acid binding; phosphatidate phosphatase activity. The transcript has 10 exons. Lineage: Eukaryota; Discosea; Longamoebia; Acanthamoebidae. The coding region runs from base 1 to 2586 and encodes 861 amino acids. The record is from RefSeq and is a predicted model, not a curated record. Gene Ontology annotation, cellular component: actin cortical patch.